AUGAGCGCGGACUAUCAUCACGUGGUUGAUGCCUGCGACGAGGCAUGGGUUGCGUGGACACGGUUGAAGACUCUCUACGGCGGAUCGCAGAAGGCGGGACGGAUCUUCUUGAAGCGACAGCUCUUCAGCAUGGAGAUGGCGGAAGGCGGCAAUGUAAUGAAUCAUUGCAAUGAAGUUCUCAACAUCAGCGCCAAGCUCAGCAGCAUCGGCGCCAAGAUGGAGGAUGAGGACGUGGCGAUCUGCUUGUUGUGCAGUCUCCCCAAGAGCUACGAGAAUGUCGUGCUGAACUUGGAGAUGAGCAGCGUGGAACUGCGGACGCAAGACGUCGUGAAAGUGCUGACGAAUGAGCACAUCAAGAGACAAGGAAACAAGGAAACAAGACGACGUCGGUGA
Molecule: messenger RNA, 393 nt
Organism: Peronospora matthiolae
Lineage: Eukaryota; Oomycota; Peronosporomycetes; Peronosporales; Peronosporaceae
Source: the annotation of a GenBank genome assembly